This is a messenger RNA of Lathyrus oleraceus (garden pea), 711 nucleotides long. RefSeq names its product ethylene-responsive transcription factor ERF109-like. Bases 1 to 711 code for a protein of 236 amino acids. Gene Ontology annotation, molecular function: transcription cis-regulatory region binding; DNA-binding transcription factor activity. The transcript has 3 exons. Gene Ontology annotation, biological process: response to stress; positive regulation of DNA-templated transcription. The record is from RefSeq and is a predicted model, not a curated record. Gene Ontology annotation, cellular component: nucleus. NCBI's taxonomy places the organism in Eukaryota, Viridiplantae, Streptophyta, Magnoliopsida, Fabales, Fabaceae.
AUGGCUCUAUAUGAAGCUCUUUUUGUUACUCCAAUAUUGAUAUUGAAAGGACCUUUUAAAUCAUGGAAGUUAAGCUCGAGGUAUAUUGGAACAUGUCAGAUUAUUGAAAGGAUUGGUGAAGUAACAUAUCGUUUGGCAUUACCACCCUCACUCUCUGAUAAUAUUAUUGGAACAAUAUUAUUACCAGUUAAGGAACAAGAAAACUCUAUCAUAGUAUCCACUCUCAUUCACGUUCUCUCGAUAAAUAAUGUUGUUGUUCCUACCCAACAAAGGAAACAGGAAUCAGAAGCAGCCACGUCAUCAUGUGGAAGUGGGUCCCUCCCGAUCCAUUAUGAUCCUUACACGUGUCGUGCAUGUAAAAUCAACGGCUGUCUCGGUUGCAGAUUCUUCAUUGAGAAAGAGAAACGUGAGAAGAGAAAAAAGUACAGGGGAGUGAGGCAGAGAGCAUGGGGAAAAUGGGUGGCUGAGAUACGAGAUCCAAAAAGGGCAACUCGUGUUUGGCUUAGUACUUUUGCUACGGCGGAGAAUGCUGCAAGAGCUUAUGAUCAAGUUGCUAUUAAGUUUCAUGGUGUUAGAGUUAAACUCAAUUUUAAAUCCUCUGAUUAUACUGUUAGUGAUGAAAAGAUGAAAAGUGCGAAAGUGAAGGAACAUGUUGGUGAGAUUGCAAGGAUGAAUCAAACAAAUACAGUAUUUUCACCUAAACAGAAUUAG